CAACGGCGCAAGAGGAAGCUCAGAGUGUCGACAGCCUGGAUUCGAGUCAACGCGAGAAAGCUCGUGGUGGAAAUGUAUCCGGACGACCCGCGUGCAAAGAACUUUUCAGCGUCGGACCGGUGGUGCAGGAAGUUCGCGAAGCGCCACCAUCUCUCGAAACGAAGACGCACAAACAUGAAGAACAAGUCGGUGGAGGACCGUCUUCCGCAGAUGAAGAGCUUCCACAGGAGGCUGCGCCAGCUGCGGCAGGAACCACCCGUUCGCCGGGCCGCUGCUGGGGGUGCCGCCGAGAACAACGGCGCUGCGAUCGUUCCUGUGGAAUCUCCCCUCUACGGGCGCUUCAGCCUGAAUGCGCGUUUCAACGUCGACCAGGUUGGGCUCGCAUUCGUCAACGGCCUCGACUCGACAUGGGACGAGACGGGAGCUUUGCGAGUGCAAAUUGUGCAGCCGUUCCCUGGUCUUGAGAAGCGACAGUGCACCGUCAACUGUUGCGUCGGAGCUGGCGACGAUUCGAUGCGGACCGCGUCUAUCCUUUUCGCGGACAACCUGCACGGGCAGACAACGGGCGAGUUCAAGAAAUUUCUUCACGGCGAGUGCAACACGCUGCUGCGGCUACUUCCUCCCAAGUUGACCGACGAACUCCAACCGGUCGAUGCCGGCUAUGGACGCCUCCUCAAAGUCGAAGACGGUAACGAGCUGGAUGAAUUUCUUGGGCACGAGGAAAACCUUUGCCUGUGGGAGACCAACAAGCUUUCAGCUGGUGCAAGGCGAAUCCUUUUCACGCGAUUCAUUGCAAGGGCGGUCGCGCGAAUGGACGCUCGGCCUGGGUACCGCCAUCGCCUGUUCGAGAAGACCGGACUGGCGAUGACGGCAGACGGGUCGUUGGACGACCGCAUCACUCCGGAGGGUGUAGUUGGGGCGUACAACUUCAUGGACGGGGGCACGAGCAGUGACGAGGAGAUGCCCGACCAGGAUGAUGAGGUGAUGACCACGGCGGUGUUCAAGACCCCCUGUCACAUCUAGACAUCGACGAUGACAUCGACUCCGACGAUGACAUCAUCGCGAUGGAGCUUCCGGUCGGAUUCCAUCUUCAAGACUCUCCUCCAGAAAAGCUGGAUCGCGCAUUGAUUGAGCGUUGUGUGUUCUUGAGGCGUGGUAUGGCGUGGUUCUUGGGGUAGAUCAGCCAGGCAGCGCCCCCGCAAACUAGCCACACGUACGACUACCGCGUGGUUUCGGACGUACGAUCAAAGCACCAUCAGUGUGAAGAUACCUCUAGAUAGAUGCAUACGAUGUAGACGAGGCGAACGCAGCCGUAGGAGCGUGGGCGUUGAUCGAGCCGAUCGACGAUUCGAAUGAGCCGGCGGGGGUGUGUGAGGGUGAACAGCCACGCUGGCAGGGCAGUAGGGCGCGAACCCCCAAUGUUCGCAACAUUGACCAACCGGGAUAGAGCAUGCCAAGUUGUGACAACUUCACCAAUCGAUUUCGAGGGGCGUUGGGGAUAUACGGAGUAUGUUGUCCGCACGCAUAUUAGCACAACGACUUUGCGCUUCAAUUUUUUCAGUUCAGUACCGCCGGGUGUCGUGCAAGCAUGUACCCCGCGGGUAGUGCA
This is a messenger RNA of Ectocarpus sp. CCAP 1310/34, 1609 nucleotides long. The record is from the annotation of a GenBank genome assembly. NCBI's taxonomy places the organism in Eukaryota, Phaeophyceae, Ectocarpales, Ectocarpaceae.